CGGUGCAAUUUCAUGAAUUUGUCGCAUCCUGCUUCACCCCGCCAGGAUCGAUGCUGCCGUACCUCCGGGCUAGGUUAGAGGAUUCCACGAAUGAAUGUCAGCAAAUGGACUUGCCAGGCAGUCUUGAGGUUUUUCUUCCUCUUUCUCUCUUGUCUGGAAGGAUCGCUGCCGCCGUACGCAUUGCGAUCUGUUCCGAACAAGAUGCUGCUGGAAUCGAUCAAGGGAGACGCUGUUGCCAUGGAGUUUGCCUUCCAUAAGAGAAGAUACUUUCAGUCCCUUUUGCUGGAUAGGAACUCUCAACUUUGGAGAGUGAUCCGAGAGUACGUUCAACAUGAAGAGGAUCUUGUCUCGCUCUUUACUUUUUGCGGCCUUGUUCUUAACGCAAUGUUUUUCUACCUUUCGAUUUUAGGCUCGUCAAAUAGACACCGGAGAGCUAAUCCGCUUCCCUUUGGAGAUUGGAUUAUAUGGCGUCUGCAAGCCAUACAGCAUGGAUUCCAAACAGCCAGCGUGGAUUCCAAACAGCCAGCGCAUUGUCGCGGAAGAGCUCGUAAUGCUCGGGGUGUUGCAGCUCCAAAAGGUACUGUCAUUGAUCCCAAAACAAACAGAAAACUGUAUGAUAGAUCGACGAGACUUGCGACUGUCCUCUGGGCGAUUUUGUCCGAAGCAUCAGCAUGGUUUGUCAUGGUGAAAACAAACUACACGGCUUAAUAAUAUCGAAACACUGCAUGUGUUUGUUA
This is a messenger RNA of Selaginella moellendorffii, 737 nucleotides long. RefSeq lists its product as uncharacterized. The transcript is spliced from 3 exons. NCBI's taxonomy places the organism in Eukaryota, Viridiplantae, Streptophyta, Lycopodiopsida, Selaginellales, Selaginellaceae. The record is from RefSeq and is a predicted model, not a curated record. Bases 91 to 708 code for a protein of 205 amino acids.